CAAGCUACACACCUCCAACACAAACCCAAUCAUUUGUUAUCAUUCCAAAACAAUAUGAGCUUCCUCGUACUACUACUACUUGUAUUGUCGGCUGUACUAGGUUCCGCUCUCUCAAAAACCAAUUCCUCCAUUUCCAUAGCCAAAUCCAAGUGCAGAGACAGUUGCGGCAACGUGAUGAUCCCGUAUCCCUUUGGGCUGACAGAAGAUUAUUGUUCCCUAAACUCAAACUUCUUCAUCGCCUGCAACUCCUCCUUCGAUCCUCCCAAGCCAUAUUUACCAAACAGUAACAUAGAGAUAAGUGAUAUAUCAGUUGAUGGGCAGUUGACCGUUAUGAAGUACAUAGCUCGAAUUUGUUAUUCCAAAACGGGUGAAGCAGUUCCCCCAUCGGACUCAUGGCUGAAAACCUCAAACUUCUACGUCAACCAGACCGCCAACAAAUUCGUCGCUGUCGGCUGCGACGCUGUCGCUACUGUCUCAGGCUCCGACCGGUCCACUAAGAUGGAAGGUUGCAGGGCAUCCUGCGACGGCAUAGGAGAGGUUAAAAACGGGACGUGUAGUGGGAUUGGGUGUUGCGAGACCGCCAUUCCUAAUAUGGCCAAGAACGUGUACUUCACAGUGGGGAGUAUUUUUUCCUAUAACCAAACCACCGGUGUUGUUCCCUGCAACUACGCGUUCGUGGUGAAGAACGGUGGGUUCGACUUUUCGUCGACUAUGCUUACCAAAGAAUGGGAUGUUGUGGAGUUUCCCAUGGUUCUUGACUGGUUUAUCUCGAGUGAAACGUGUAAUACUGCGUGUCAAGGGAAUACGUCAUGUGUUCCUGUAAAUGGUACUGUUAAUGGUGAGGGGUAUCGUUGCGCUUGUAAGGAGGGUUAUGAAGGCAAUCCUUAUCUCUCCGGUUGCAAAGAUAUCGAUGAAUGUGUAAAUGGACAGAACAACUGCUCCAUAAACUCUAUUUGCUCAAACAUCGAAGGUAGUUAUGAGUGCCAUUGCGAGGAAGGUUACCAUGGCGAUGGGAAGGGGGAAUUGGGCUGCCAAUUACCUAAGGAUGAUUGCAAAGAUAAUGGGAAAGGGUGCACUUCUUCUAAACGGAUGAUUAUUGAACAUUUUAUUGGUAUUGCUUUAUGCACUGUGCUGUUGAUAAGUGGGUUUUGUCUGUACUUGGGAUAUCGAAGGAAGAAAUCAACACAAAUCAGAGAGAAAUUCUUUAGAGAAAAUGGAGGAUUGAUUUUGAAGCAAAAGAUUGCUCAAGGCACUACGUCUUCAUGCACAACAAGAAUUUUCACUGCUCAAGGGCUUAGAAAAGCGACCAACAACUAUGACCAAACUAGAAUCAUUGGUCAAGGAGGUUUUGGGGUUGUUUAUAAAGGGCACCUUCUUGAUGGUCGAACAGUAGCCGUUAAGAAACCCAAAAUGUUGGACCCAACCCAAGUCGAGCAGUUCAUCAAUGAGGUUAUUGUGCUCUCUCAAAUCAAUCACAGAAACAUAGUCAAACUCUUUGGUUGUUGUUUAGAAACAGAAAUUCCGUUACUCGUUUAUGAAUUCAUAAACAACGGAACAUUAUGUGAGCAUCUAAACGACAAAAACAAGGCGUCCACAUUAGCUUGGCCGGUCCGCUUAAGAAUAGCUACUGAAACAGCUGAGGUGCUAUCUUAUUUGCAUUCUGCAGCUUCUCCUCCUAUAAUCCACAGAGAUGUUAAACCCGCAAAUAUUCUCCUGGAUAAUGAGUGCACAGCCAAAGUAUCUGAUUUUGGAGCAUCAAGGUUGGUUCUACAAGAUCAAACUCAAUUGAUAACUAUGGUGCAAGGAACAUUUGGUUAUCUCGAUCCAGAAUACAUGCAGACCCACCAAUUAACAGAAAAGAGUGAUGUUUAUAGCUUUGGAGUUGUCCUGAUGGAAUUGUUAACAGGUAGAAGGGCAGUAAUUUACGAUGGUCCAAUGGAAGAGAGGAGUCUUUAUGAACAUUUCCUUUCAUCAUUGAAAACCAAUCAAUUGUUCAAGAUUCUUGACGACAACAUUGUCUGUGAGGGAAACACUGAAGAGUUACAAGAGGUUGCUUUACUUGCAAGAAGGUGUUUAAAUGUGAAGGGGGAGGAAAGACCAACAAUGAAGGAAGUUGCAGUGGAGCUAAGUGGAUUGAGGAGAGCAGCAAAACAUUCAUGGGUUAAUAAUUCAGACACUUCCAUAAAAUCACAUGCUCUAUUUACUGAUGAUCAGCCACCGCUAAUCUCCUCCGGAUAUAUUGAUGCCACUUUUAGUAUAACAAGUGAAUAUGAUAGCUUAAAACAUCAUAUGGAGUUACCAAUGACUACUGCAAGAUAAUUGUAGCACGGCUGUCGAUUGCAUGGGUAGUUCAGUUGGUCACAAUGGUAAAGUUUAUGAACAAUGAUUCGAGUUGAGUCUCAUCAGUAACAAUGUGAUGCAAUCUCUCAAAGUGAGUAGCUCAUGAUUUAUAUCAUUCCAAA
Ipomoea triloba (trilobed morning glory) is the source of this 2462-nucleotide messenger RNA. RefSeq names its product wall-associated receptor kinase 2-like. The record is from RefSeq and is a predicted model, not a curated record. Bases 55 to 2319 code for a protein of 754 amino acids. Gene Ontology annotation, cellular component: plasma membrane. Gene Ontology annotation, biological process: cell surface receptor signaling pathway; protein phosphorylation. Gene Ontology annotation, molecular function: polysaccharide binding; calcium ion binding; ATP binding. NCBI's taxonomy places the organism in Eukaryota, Viridiplantae, Streptophyta, Magnoliopsida, Solanales, Convolvulaceae. The transcript has 3 exons.